AUACUUCGCGAUAUUGGAUUCGAUGGCGAGCACGAUGACGAUGUCGCGGGUGCGCGUGGUCGAUAGAUAGACCGGCUGUGUCACCGUGAUCUUCACUGUGGCCCUUUUCGCGAAGUGUGCACGUGUACGCAAUGACGAGACGACGGAGACGGCGACGGCGAUGGCGAUGGCGAUGACGUUGGCAUAACGGUGAUGGUUUCACUCGUUCUCUUCCAUCACGCGGAGCAAGGCGGCUAAAAGGAGGGAUGAGGAGACGAAAUGAGGAGAGAAGAUCUUUCGUCUGGACGCACGACGUGCACACGUGCGCGCAAUCACGUCUUACGUAUACGUAUAUACGGUUAUACGUACGUACACACGUGGACGCCGAGAUCUGCUUGGCGUCCUUGUGGGAACGUUAGCAACCAGCAAGUAGACGGAUUUCCGCGAUAAAGAGAAAAGGUUUUCGUUCGGAAGAUAACUGGUUGUAGCCUUGAAAAUGGAGGGUGGGAUUAGCAGGCUGGAUUGCUACGAGGAUAUGUUUAAGGAAAUUACGAGAAAACUUUAUGGCGAGGAUCCCGAUCAUAGAACGUCAAGUGUACAAAACGAAUUCGAAACAUCAGUUUCGUACAAAAAUGAUGAAGAUACCGGGAACGGGACUGAUGGCAGUGACGACGGGAAUUGGACAUGCGAAGAUGAGCCGCUCAAAGGUACAGACGGGAGCCGAAUUGCAGCUUACCAUGCUAGCAAAGCAACAUGGCGAUGUUAUGAGUGUGGCGACGUGAUGGGAGGUGGACCACGAGAAGCUGCGGAACAUUUCAUGGAGCUUCACUCCUCGCGAAUUCUAGCUGAUGAAAGCCGGCACAGACACCACUCUCCCCGUAAAGAUUAUCUGCAGGCGGACUUGAAGGUGGAUGACGUGGUAACAUACUUGGAAAGGUUGAGGGAAAGGGCUGAGCGAGCGGCACCACCGACUCGGCGAACACAAGAGACGCAAACCCUGCCCGCGACUCUAUUGCCCAUGACCCCCACCUUUCUGCUGCAAGAGUUACCCUCCGCCCCACAGCAGCCUCAGCAUCUACAUCAAACCACUCCACCACCUUCAACAUCGGCGCCAUCGACGUCAGCGGCGGCUAAACGUUACAAAUGCCAAUGCUGCCCCUACGGUACUGAUAGGCGCGACCUCUUUGUUCGUCACGAGAACAUACAUCGCGAGGAGAAACCCUUCUACUGUUACAUGUGCCACAAGCCAUUCAAUCGUGCAGACCACGUGAAGAAACAUUUCUCUCGUAUGCAUCGUGAUGACACGUAUGACGUAUCUAGAAUAAGGAAACCGCCGGAACAGAAGCCAAUAGUACAAGACCCGGCGGAAGUCCCGGGGCCUAGUAAUAAUGUGAAUGGCCCGCAACAGCAGCACGUUAGUUACCAAUCUUUCGCCGGCAACAGAGAUUAUCAAAUUCAACCUACACCUAGUACGAGCAACAGCGCUGCGAUGUAUCAAGCGCCGACCGUACAAAAUGUCACCAACGCAAUUCCUGCGCCCGAAACCAGUACUAAUCGAAGAGGACAAAACAGCGGAUGUCAUAGCAAAAGCCAUACUAAGAGCAGUUCGAAGAACACGUCCGAGCGAAGGUUUGCUUGUAAUUACUGUUCGUGGACGGGGGCAGAUAAUUGGUGUUUGAAAAGACAUCACAACACACAUAUUAAACCUUAUCAAUGCACCAUGUGUGAAUAUCGAGCAGCUCGCUCGGAGAGGCUCGCAACACACAUGACGCGAGUGCAUAGUAAAUAUCAAUGCACUAAGUGCGGCACUGUAUGUGAAAAUGAAGGAGAGCUGGUCCUACACCAACAUCAGUCACAUAAGAUGAACAAUGCAUCGACUGCAUCGACCUCACGAGCUUCUAUACCUACGACGAGUCGGGUUACAAUGCAACCUACAAUGCACCCAUCUGGAGGAGGCCGUGCGCCACCAGGGCCUCCUGUUUUCCCAGCUCCGGCUCAACCUAUUAUUCCACAAACAACAGCAACUAUUAUGCCGCCCACUACUACCAUUUUGGGCCACGAGAUGGUAAAGUCGCCUGCAACUGCAACGACUAUGGCAUACCCCACGGAGGAGGAGAAGCGGUCGUACCGUCGCGCCGUCAACGAUGACGACAACGUCAACGGUGACGACGACGUCAACCACGACGACGUCGACCACGCCGACGACGACGACAACGACGACGACGACAAUGACGGCGUCGUUCGGAGCAAUGGUAACCGCGAGGAACGCAAUCGUGACUUCGGCGCGUGUCGCGUAUGCAGUUUCAAGGGCGAUAGGGACUUUAAAUCAUGUAGCGAUCACAGUAUUAGAUGUAUUAAGGAGGACGUUACUGAUGUGUCUAACAGGCCGCUUGCUCCUAUAUGUGGCAUUGCGUCCCUUCAAUGCCCCAUAACCAUAUACUACGAUAAAACACAAGACCCAGAAUUAUUUCGUACCAUCAACUUAUUACUAAAAAAACGGAUACGGAAGCUGAAGAUGAGAUCAACCAUCACCGUCCCCUCGGUUUCUAGAAGCAUCAUUCAACCCCAGACGCAGGAUAUACAAGUGAGAAAACGUCGGAGGAAGCAGUUGUAUCCACAAAAGUUAGAUGCACAUAUGCUGGAAUCCGAAGAAGAUGUCGGUGAGAUGUGGUCGAACUCUAUAAAUCAGGUAAAAAUUAAAAUUAACAAUGAUAAAGCGCCAUUAAGAUUAUUCAGGUGCAUUCUGUGCCCGAGGCAUACGGCCGCGCGAGGUAUAAUCGACGAGGGACAUAGACCAUAUCACACUCGGGCUUCGUUGUUAUUACACAAACUCUGGCGUCACAGACGACGAGUUAAGUCUGUUCAGGGUCAUAUGUCCAUCGACAAUGUAUCGUCACUUACCUCCUCGAUCACACUAAAAGCUAUUUUCGUCGCUAGGCCGAAUUACAAUUAUUACAGAUAACAUUGUCCGAGCGCAUGUAUUGUAAUUCUACGAGUCCAAUUCGUCGACCAUAGCUUUUACACGAGGCUCUCCUCCAACUUAUAAACAUUCUUCCGAUACCUUCGUAUUCGCAGGUGAAUAUAUUGUUUGUCUGUCUACAUAAGCGACUCAUUCGUUGCGCAACAACUAUUUAUACCCGUGAAUCCGAAGGUGAAUUUCGUAUUCGUACAAGAUGUUUAUAUUUGCGGUAGAGGAGAUUAUCAAAUGUAUCAAUCCGUUUUUUCUUGUGUAACACGUUCGUUAGCUAUACGUAUUAACAUCAUCUCUCACGAGAAAUCAGCGUCACACAUAACAAUGAUCAUUUUUCUCUCACUUUUUAAAUAGAAGAAAACUGAGUUUGUUUUACAUAUUUAUGUAAAAAUUAUACAAAGUGAAAUGCAGAAUUCCCCGAAUGAACCGUGGUAGCGAACGUGUUAUGACAAGUUAGUACGUAACUUAGUACCAAGUACAAAUACCAAUUAUAUUUAUUAUUUUGAUCUUUUACUGUAUUUUUUUAACAUGAUGAACCUCGUAUCUCUAUAAUUAAAAUCGAAUGUUGUAAGAUUUAUGCGAUGCAAUUUGAUACUGGCAGCAUAAGAAACGAGAAGAUUGUUCUUAGCGAAAUUGGACAAAGAAUGGGACGGCACGUAUGGUUGCACGGAUGAUUUGGUAAUUAUUCGUUUCAACGAACAUUCGAUAACCUUGACCUUAAUAUGUGUCGAAAAUAUUUUCCUGAGUAACUUCCAGGAGGUUCAGUCGAUGGUUUUCGUUUAUUAAAAAAUUAAUUCCAAUUAAAAUUUGAAAGUAAUAACGAUAUUUACUAAAUCAAAACAUGGUAUAAAUAUAUAUGACCUUUUCGAAUAAAUAUUUAUAAAUAUAUUCAGCGUAAAUCGUUGUUCGACAACUAUUUCUACCCGUUAAUCCGAAGGUGAAUUUCGUAUUCAUACAAGAUGUUUAUAUCGCGCAGCGUAAAUAUUGCCUUAUUAAAUUGAAGAGUAUAUCUUAUAAUAAAAUAACAAAUCUUGUGGAAUGAGAUUAGCAAGGACUUCUAUGCAAGGCUUAUGCUUAAGCGACUUACCACUGAGAUAUAUUGCCUAGUAUAUUUUAUUAUAUAUUUAAACUUUGACCUUGUGAUUUAAUAAUAAUUUAUCAGAAAUAAAGAUCGACGGCUGAAACUAUCUGGAGGUUAUUCAAAAGGAUACUCCCGAUAACAUACGUCAAGAUUAACGUCAUCGGAACUGUGUCCGUUAAAAUGAAUAAUUAUUGAUAGUUCAUGCAAGGAAAAUAACAAUAAAGAUUAGAAAAUUCCCGUGAAAUAUUUGUAAAAUAUUUCGCUUGGGUAGCUACUGGCUUCAGAUUGUCAUGUUCUUCGCAUGAACUCUAUCGUAAUCAGGAUAAGCGGCUAAAUUUGCUCGAGAUGAAAGUCACACGAGAUGAGCAUUAUUAUUUAGUAUCUUACUUUACGUUAUAAUUUAGAGGAAUAUUUCUUAACAUACAUUAAUAAGAGACAACAAAUUUACAGUUUAUUAGAAAGAUAUACAAGUGUUCGUAAUUAAUCAUUCUUCUCAGAUUGAAUUGUGCAAACCAAGAACAACAGCUGCUUCCAUUCUGGUUACGAUAAAGUUCAGUAAACGUACGAUUCGAUCAAUUUACCUUAAAUGGGGAGAAUUUGCCGACGUUAUAUGCAGUUAUUCCAAAUGCCGAAGAUACUAGUUAAAAAUUUUGCAAGUUUACCGAAAUAUUGGACCAGUUAAAAAAUUUGGUUUAUUUAUUUGAACACUUUAUCAUUUAUUUCAUCAUCAUCAUCAUCAUCAUCAUUUAAUA
Messenger RNA from Dinoponera quadriceps, 4783 nucleotides. RefSeq names its product zinc finger protein 337 (gene chn). The transcript has 8 exons. The record is from RefSeq and is a predicted model, not a curated record. Gene Ontology annotation, cellular component: chromosome. Gene Ontology annotation, biological process: regulation of transcription by RNA polymerase II. Gene Ontology annotation, molecular function: chromatin insulator sequence binding. Bases 476 to 2941 code for a protein of 821 amino acids. NCBI's taxonomy places the organism in Eukaryota, Metazoa, Arthropoda, Insecta, Hymenoptera, Formicidae.